AUGGCUGGGGGAUCCAAACGUGUUCCAACUCAAGAUAAAAGCAACACAGAGUCGAAAUCAAAGGAUGAAACUCAAGGAGAGACACAGAUUGAGUCAAAACCUGAGGAUGAUCAGAAAAGCGCUUCAAGUGUCACUACUGCAGAGGCAAAGGGAAAAGGAAAAGAGAAGAAGCCUGUGUCUCCUAAAGGAAAGUCACCCAUGGAUGCUGCUAAAAAGGGAAAAGCCAAAGGAAUUGUAAUUGGAGAAGCUAAAGAACCAGAAACUGAGACUACUGUUGAGAAAAGUGGGAAGAAAAGAAAGAGAGAAUUUGUUGUUAAGAGUUCUUAUUCUUUAAGAUCAGGACUGAAAGGAACUGCUGUGGAGGUUGGUCAACAGAAGAAAGUGGGAAGAAAGUCUGAUGUGAAAAAAGUCAAAGGAAAGAAGGAGGAGAAAGAAACUACUGAUGAUGUUGAGGAAGAGGGGUCAUCAUGUAAGAGACAAUCCAAGCGUAUCAAGAGGAAUGAUGACAAAGAUAAAGAUGAUGAUGGAUCCAAGCCAAAACGGGCAUUGAGGGCUAGGGCUUAG
Messenger RNA from Lactuca saligna, 564 nucleotides. The record is from the annotation of a GenBank genome assembly. NCBI's taxonomy places the organism in Eukaryota, Viridiplantae, Streptophyta, Magnoliopsida, Asterales, Asteraceae.